CUCUCCGUCUCGGAGCCUUAAACCCGCAACUGACGGUGAUUGUUUCCUUUCAGAAUCAGCACUUCGUGCUCUCAGUCCCUCUUUGCCACCUAACGCGGCAGCUUAGCUCUGCCGCUUUGCUUGUCUUCCAACAUGGCUACCCAAAUGAGCAAGAAGCGCAAGUUCGUAGCUGACGGUGUUUUCUUCGCCGAGCUCAACGAGCUUCUCACCCGGGAACUUGCCGAGGAUGGCUACUCCGGCGUUGAAGUGCGCGUGACCCCCAUGCGUACCGAAAUUAUCAUCCGCGCUACUCGGACUCAGAAUGUGUUGGGUGAGAAGGGACGCAGGAUCAGGGAAUUGACAUCCGUGGUACAGAAAAGGUUCCAGUUCCCUGAGGGUACAGUGGAGUUGUACGCUGAGAAGGUGAACAACAGGGGUCUGUGUGCCAUUGCCCAGGCCGAAUCCUUGCGAUACAAGCUCCUCGGAGGUCUUGCGGUUCGCAGGGCUUGCUAUGGAGUGUUGAGGUUCAUCAUGGAGAGCGGUGCCAAGGGUUGUGAGGUCAUUGUCAGUGGAAAGCUGCGUGCAGCUCGAGCCAAGUCUAUGAAGUUCAAGGAUGGCUACAUGAUUUCAUCAGGAAGCCCCGUCAACGAUUACAUCGAUAGUGCUGUCAGACACGUCAUGUUACGACAGGGUGUAUUGGGUAUCAAAGUUAAGAUCAUGCUCGACUGGGACCCAAAGGGCAAGCAAGGACCCAUGACCCCUCUUCCAGAUGUGGUCACCAUCCAUAUGCCGAAGGAGGAGGAGGAAUUCGCCCACAAACCUCAUGUAGGAAAGGAAGAGCUGUAGAGCAGAUAGUGGAGUACAUCUUUAUCAUUGAAAUUGAUUGUAAAGAUUGGCUACAUGCUUCUCUUCUCGAAAAAUUUAGUUGGAUUUUGACACCGUUCUUGCGUUUUACUUGAAGUCGAAA
Messenger RNA from Physcomitrium patens, 946 nucleotides. Its product is annotated as small ribosomal subunit protein uS3x. Gene Ontology annotation, biological process: translation. Lineage: Eukaryota; Viridiplantae; Streptophyta; Bryopsida; Funariales; Funariaceae. The record is from RefSeq and is a predicted model, not a curated record. Gene Ontology annotation, cellular component: nucleus; cytosolic small ribosomal subunit. Gene Ontology annotation, molecular function: structural constituent of ribosome; RNA binding.